AUGGACAUGCCCGGACUUGACCUCUCCAGAUUAGUCCUUCACCACGGAAGCACUCCGCGAUCCGACUUCUCGCGGUGUCCGGACAGCCGCUUCCCAAGUUAUCCGGCACCGUCUUUUCGGGGGUGUGACUGGGCCAGAGCUCCCGGCCUGCGUGGGUGGGAUAUACUGGGUGGUGCGCGAGGGGUCAAAGACAUCCUUGACGAGCUGCCUUUGGCAGAAGUGCAGCGCCUGAUCAAGGUUGUCUUCGACCGUUGCGACGCAGUCCCUUCCGACGAAAGGGACUCGUUGUCGAAGUGCAUCGAGGAGUUUCUGGACCUCGUUGAGAAUGCGGAUCGAUGGGCUUCGAGGUCGUUGUUGCCAGAAGUAUCUCACCUGGCUGCGUACUGUAGUGCUGAAAAGGUCCAGCAUCUUCUUCGAACGCAGCCAGUCAUGUGCUUCCCAAACAUCCAUCAUUUUCCUAGACUUCAUACCCCUCUUCUGCGACGGAUCGGUAUUGGAGCGGUGGAGAUGCCCAAAGAUGUGCGGCUUAAAAUCCUACAAAGGUCUCGUGACGCGAUGCUUCAGUCGAAGGAAGCAUACGAGCCGAUCUAUUUCGACCAGGAUAAGGAAGAGCAUCUCGAAAUGUCCCCCGGGGUAGUCUUUGGCAUCGACCUCCUGAUGGUCGUGGAGAAGGAGCCAUCACUCCACGAUUAUUAUGAAAUCGAGGCUUGGGUGGAUGCGAUGCUCAAAACAGCGAUACGUGGAAAGCUACCUCUCAAAUCCAUCUUGCUGAUUAUUAACCGCGGGCUAUCUGCAUUGUUGGCUACCGCAUCGGCAAGACUGGUUGGAGUGGCACGGGUUGGCUUUCCCGGCCCCUCUCAGAGGUUGUCGUUCAGUUUUGGACGAUUUCACGCUUUGGGCGAGUGGAAGGCUUUCCCAAAGGGGUGGUAGCCAUCUAUCGAAAUAACUGGCGAUUGAAGUGUCUCUUGGCCCACCAGGUCGCUUUGGAGCAAUGCUUGAUCCAGAAGGUGUUGCAGGCAGAAGAUCAGAGCUUCAAUGCUCAGAAAGACCGCCCGCAAUUUAUGGUGAGGG
Messenger RNA from Aspergillus calidoustus, 1071 nucleotides. Lineage: Eukaryota; Fungi; Ascomycota; Eurotiomycetes; Eurotiales; Aspergillaceae. The record is from the annotation of a GenBank genome assembly.